AUGCACUCGUACACCAUCACCGUGCCCGCGGACGGGGUCAAGAUCGCGCACAAGCGCGCGUUCACGGUUGACUUUCCGUUCGAAGCGUACGACAAUCAGCUCGUUUUCAUGGAAAAAGCACUCUUGGCGAUGUGUCGCGGCGAACACGCGCUCUUGGAGUCGCCCACGGGCACGGGGAAGACGCUGUGCUUGCUUGCGAGCGCGCUGGCGUUCGUGCGGAGCGAAGGACGGGCAAGGAAGCGGAAAUUUAGGGAGGAAGUGAGAGAUGGGCGAGGCGGCGCCGGAGACGCCGACGACGUCGCGGGGACGUCGGGACGGGAGUUCGUGGAUGACGUGGAAAAAAAGGAGCGCACGCGCGCGCCGGUGAUUGUGUACGCGACGAGGACGCACUCGCAGGUGGAUCAAGUGGUGCGAGAGUUGAAAUUGUUUGAUUCGACGACGCGCGCGACGACGCUCGCGAGUCGGCGGCACGCGUGCGCGCGGGACGACGUUCGAGCGUUGAAUGGGACGGAACAGAAAAAUAGAUGCGCUAAAUUGGUGCAGCAGCAAAAGUGUGGGGCGAAAGUGACGCUCGAUCGGGCGCUGCAGGGGCGGGAUGGGCGAUUCGAUUUAUUCAGCGACGGCGUGCAAGACAUCGAGGAUUUGGUGUCCAAGGCCAAGGCGAGGGGGCCGUGUCCGUUUUAUCUCGCCCGCACGAAGUGCGCGGAGGCGGAGAUAAUUUUUAUGCCUUAUAAUUACCUGCUCGAUGAGAGCGUGCGCAAAGGAUUGGAAAUCGCGUGGGAGAACGCGGUGAUUAUCGUGGACGAGGCGCACAACCUCGAGUCGAGCGCUUCUGAUAGCAUGAGUUAUUCCCUCACCGCGGCGAAAUUGGCGAAAGCCAUCAAGGAAUCGGAGAGAGCUUACGAGACAAAGUUGACUUUAGAAGACACUAGCGGGGAAGGAAUCGACGCUGCGGCGUUCAAGGGUGAAGAUUUUAAAAUGUUAACGGGCGUGUUGGUGCAACUCGAAGGGUUGCUCGAUAGUAUUUGUCGUGAGGCGGCCAAGGCGCCGAACGCCAAGCACGAAGGAGGUCUCGGCGAGCGUAUUGGUGACGGCGCGUUCAUCUACGUUAUUCUCGCCGAGUUGAACAUCACGGCGGAUACUUACGAGCACAUCACAAAGCUCAUUAAGAGCGCUUCGCGGACGGUGCAACUCGGGAGCGAUUUCAUGGCGCAGCCGACACAAAACGAAACACCGUUAAUGGAAAUCGGUAAUUUCAUAGAGAGGAUAUUCGUGCAUCGAUAUGAGCAGUAUUUCGUCACGAGACUUGGGCCGGAUAUGGAGAAGUUUAAGACAAGCAAUCGCGCGCGCGCCGGGCCGACGUUGUCGUACUGGUGCUUCUUUCCAGGUCUUUGCCUCAAGGCACUGAUCGAUAAAGGCGUUGGAACAUUUUUGCUUGCCUCUGGUACGCUCUCCCCCAUGGAAUCUUUCGCGUCAGAGCUCGCAUUGGAUUUUCCCGUGCGCUUGGAGAAUCCGCACGUGAUCAAAAGGAAUCAAGUUUGGGGCGGAGUCGUCACGCACGGGCCGAAUAACGGCGUGCUGAACAGCUCAUUUAGAUUUCGCGAUACGCGCGAGUAUAAGACAGAGAUAGGGAGCGUGAUUUUAAGUACGGCAAGAAUCGUACCCGAUGGAUUGCUCGUGUUCUUUCCGUCGUACGGCGUCAUGCACUCGUGCGUCAAUCACUGGAGAUCGACUGGGCUUUGGAACCAGCUCGAGACGAACAAAACGUGCUUGGUUGAGCCAAGCAAUGCAGAUGAAUUUCAUGCGUGCUACGAUAGCUACAACAAGGCGCUUGAAGAGGAUUCGAGGCGCGGUGCGGCGUUCUUCGCCGUGUGUAGGGGUAAGCUGAGCGAAGGCAUCGAUUUCGCAGACAAGGCGUGCCGUGGCGUGAUUCUCACUGGUAUUCCGUACGCGGGCGCGAAGGAUCCACUCGUGAUGCACAAGCGAACGUAUUUGGAUAAGCGAAAAGCGGACAACGGGGGUGCGUACUCUGGGAACGAGUGGUACUCUCAAACCGCGAUGCGCGCAGUGAACCAGGCGCUUGGGCGUGUCAUUCGCCACAAGGAUGACUUCGGCGCCGUUAUCCUUGCCGACGAGCGUUUCGCGAACGAAAACGCGCGAAAUCAACUUUCACUUUGGCUUCGACCGUCAGUGCAAGUGCACUCGGUGUUUCACAGUGCUGUGCACGGCUUGAAGGAAUUCUUCCAA
Messenger RNA from Ostreococcus lucimarinus CCE9901, 2247 nucleotides. RefSeq lists its product with no specific name. Gene Ontology annotation, cellular component: nucleus. The annotation marks the transcript as partial. Gene Ontology annotation, molecular function: hydrolase activity, acting on acid anhydrides, in phosphorus-containing anhydrides; DNA binding; DNA helicase activity. The record is from RefSeq and is a predicted model, not a curated record. Lineage: Eukaryota; Viridiplantae; Chlorophyta; Mamiellophyceae; Mamiellales; Bathycoccaceae. Gene Ontology annotation, biological process: regulation of double-strand break repair via homologous recombination; negative regulation of t-circle formation; telomeric loop disassembly. The transcript has 2 exons.